Molecule: messenger RNA, 3649 nt
Organism: Saccostrea cuccullata (small rock oyster)
Lineage: Eukaryota; Metazoa; Mollusca; Bivalvia; Ostreida; Ostreidae
Exons: 12
Coding region: 90-3599 (1169 amino acids)
Biological process (GO): cellular response to tumor necrosis factor
Cellular component (GO): cytosol
Molecular function (GO): NF-kappaB binding
Source: RefSeq, a predicted model, not a curated record
AUGGACCGAAAUAGUUAAAUAGCCCAGCUCAGAUAACAUUCCGCCGACGGUAAUCGUUAGCAUAAAACGCAUAAGGAGUCUCAGCUGAAAUGAAGAUGCAAUUCAUGGUGCUUCUUGUCAUUUUCUUAGAAACAGCAGAGAUAAAACUCGUAAAAACAACAUGUCCAGCUUCGGUUCCAACAAUUCGAUAUGUAUCGUCCUGUCCCAGUAAUGAAGAGGCAUGGAAAAUAGCCGAAUCAAAAAAGAAUUGCAAAAGUUUAGCUGAUAUUCAGAAAUGUGUUGCAGAUCCCUCUAAAUUUAAGUAUCACUGUCUUGUGAACAGCUAUUUGAAUGCAACUUUAGAAGUGUGUGCACCAAUCCGGUUUGCCUCAGGUUACUGUGCCGAUUUCAAUACCCUGCAAAUAAAAGUGACGGAAAAUUAUAAUAUUGACUGUACACAGCUAAAUCCCGCAUGUCCUCAAAGAUAUGUAUCUACAGAUAUAUAUAAAUACCCAUCCUGCUACAAACUGAAUGAAAAUCAUGACACAACUGCAAAUUCCACUCAAUCAGCUGAAUACAGCACAGUGACAGACUUUUCAACAACAACGUUUGUACACAACACUAAGGAAACGAGGUCCUUUUACAUUGCUGUAGUUGUAUUGGGUGUUCUGUUAUUUAUUGCUUUUUUCAUCGGUGUUUCUCUUGCUGUCUACAAAUUUCGCAAAAAAUUCAUAUUCCACCGAAUGUCAAAGAACCCUUUAGAUGAUACAGAUGCCAUGGUAAAAUUUUUUAAUGAUGAUGCAGAAGAAGCAAAACCAGAAACAUACCUCACAGAUAUCCUAGAGGAUAAUAUUGAAGAAAAGGGGUUUGAGCAGGGGGAAGAUGAUGUUGGGAACAAAUAUUACACACUUGUUCCGAAAGACAAAAGUGACAUAACAGAUGAAGAGGAAGGCAAAAAUGUGCCUAUUGCAGAAAACGCUACUGAGUUGCUGGUAUCUUCCAACGAAGAAUCUACAAAAAAAUUUCUUGAGAAUGCCGUAUCUGCAGAUAAAUUCUACGAAGAGACAAAAGUAUACAAAAAAGUCGAAAAUGUAUUCACAACAAAUAAUGUAGUCAUACUGACAGGACCUCCAGGAUUCGGAAAGACGCAGACAGCCAUCCACCUGAUGAUGCCUCUCAGGAAGGACUGGGUAAUUCGUAAAGUGGAAAAUUAUUUUGAACUAAACUACAUCGAACGUGCAAAAAACACAGUUAUUUUCAUAGAUAACAUAUUCUAUGGUAAAUCAAAUGAAUUCACAAAAUGGAUGAAACCUCUUGCUAAGCUUAACACGAUUAUAAGAGGCAUGGAAAGAAAAAAUACAAAAUCAGAAGAAAACAAAGGAGGUGAGAAAAUGGAAGAAAUAAAAAGAGAAUGUGAAAUAAAAGAUGAAAUAAAAGAAGAUGGUACAAAAGACCAAAAUAAAUGUAGGAGAAUAAAAGUCAUCAUUACGGCUAGAUCUGAUAAAGUUGAAGAGGCCUGUGAAUUAAUGAAGAAAAGGGCAAUAUUCAGGGAGGACUGUAUCGUAAAUUUGUCACAAUAUGAAUUGGAAAAUGAGGAGAAAAAAAGAAUUCUGACAAAACAAUUCACAUUUGCAAACGAAAAAAAGAAGAUUGAAAUUCCAGAUUUCAAAGAUCUUUUCUGGGACUGGGAAAAAGUCUUAAAAUCUAAAGCACACAUCGGUUUUCCUUUGUGUGCUCAUUUAUUUGCAUUUGAAGAGGCAUUUCGAAAAAAAGGAGAAGAUUUCUUUUCGACGCCGACGCAAAUAGUUUUAAGGCAAAUUGAAGAUGUUGUUCAGAAUGACAAAACUAACAGAGUAAAAACUUUACUCCUUUUUUUACUUCUUAUUGAAAUACAUAAUAGAAAUAAAGAUCAGAAGCUUAAGUCUUCGCAGGACAUCAUCAAGAACGAAAAAGAUUGUGCCGAUUUUCUAAAAAAGACUUGUAGACUUGGUGAACAUUUUCACCCCCUUAACUUUAAAAAAUUACCUAACAUUGCUGCGGAUUUAACCUGGUCUUUAUUGCGCAAAACAGGAGAAAAUUCCUUUCAAUUCAUUCAUCAGAGCGUUUUCGAUGCAGUAGAAACUUACAUUUUCCGGUCGUUUCCAAAUAAAUCAAUUGCUCUUCUUCCAUUGGAUGUUAUAGAGGAACAAACAAAUGACAAAGAAGGGAUCACCUGGAUGAAAGAUGAGCAUUUUAGAUAUUUGGCCAAAAGGUUUAUUGCCGAGAUUAAAUGCGGAAAGAGUUCGCAUAUCUGCAAAUGUGAUAUUUUAAAAAGGUCAGAAUUUAUUCAGUUUUUUUGUGAGGAAGUCUCGAUACUUGAUGAAAGAGGUCUAAUUGAUUUGUUAACUGCAAAAAGUGUGGCAUCACCUCAACUUCCAAUAAUUUUCUGGUUGGGACGCAGUGAGAGUACACAACUAUUUCAAAAUCUUAUUUCAAUUAUGGAACAAAAAACCCAUGAAAAAAUUGACUCCGUUGAUCAUAUUUAUUAUUUUUUAUUUGGAGAAUGCACAAAAGGUGAAAGCCCCGAAUCUAUAUUUACCGAUGACAAAUGUAGAGACAUAAAAAAAUCAGUUUUGACCUUUAAAGAUAAAACAAGGAAUACUAUUCUUCAUAUUCUGAUUCAGUCUAAGAUGGUGGAAGACGACCUUGCAACCAAAAUUCUCAAACAAUUGACACAUGAAGAAAAAGACAAUGUAGAUAUCAAUGCCAAGAACAGAGACCGGAAAACUCCGUUGAUGCUUGCCGUAACUUGGCCCCUCAGUCGGAAGCAUGUCAUUGAAGAAUUGGUCAAGCACGACUGUGAUGUUAAAAGUACAGAUCGUAAAGAGAAUUCCGUUUUUCAUUACUGUGUUGAUGCAGAUACUGAUGACUUGACUUGUGCAAAUGUGAUAAAUACCCUUUUAAGCACCAAAGAAAAAUUACUCGUAGAUCUUUCUACAGACAACACUGAUGGUUUAACUCCUUUGAAUUUAGCUUGUAGAAACACUAGAAAUAGUAGAAUUUUAAGCAUAUGUAGCCUACUUCAUUGCGGUGAUUCUUCCAAGCAAGAAGACAAUACACAAAAUGAAAAGACGCAUUUCCCUUCUAAAAAUGAAAAGAAGAGAGUGGGAAAGGUAAAUUAUUCAUAUGAGCAGGUAAACAAAAUAGACAGCGAAGGGAGGAAUCCCAUUUUUAAUGCUGUUUCGUGCUUCACAGUAGAAGAUGAAUUAGUGGAGAUGGAGCGGUUACUUCGAGUUUGUAUAUUGUUGCUAUAUGGAGCUGACCCACACGUCAAGAGUGAUGACGGAGAUAAAUCUGCUGUUACAUUUUGCAUGGAAAAAUCCUACAGCGACCUGGAAGAAAUUAUGGCAUCAAUUAAAAAUACCAGUAAAAAUGAAAAGAAAUCGACAGAAUCUCUUAUGAUCGAUGCUAUAACAAAAGGGUUAAAGCGACUUUCAAAAAAUCAUGCCAUUGGUGACCAUAUCGAAAUAACGAUGAAGUUUUCAAACAACAUCCAAAUAUCAGAGGAACUGAAGAACGUUCUUUCAAAAGCUGUGCAGUACAUGGCAAAAGCACAGUUUAACCAGAACUCAGAAAAGUAAACUUUGAAGCACUGUUUCCAGUACUUUUGUCACAUUGACUGUUAUUAAGG